Gossypium arboreum is the source of this 949-nucleotide messenger RNA. RefSeq names its product ubiquitin-conjugating enzyme E2-23 kDa-like. Lineage: Eukaryota; Viridiplantae; Streptophyta; Magnoliopsida; Malvales; Malvaceae. Gene Ontology annotation, biological process: ubiquitin-dependent protein catabolic process; protein polyubiquitination. Gene Ontology annotation, molecular function: ubiquitin conjugating enzyme activity. The record is from RefSeq and is a predicted model, not a curated record. The transcript has 7 exons. Bases 163 to 720 code for a protein of 185 amino acids. Gene Ontology annotation, cellular component: nucleus.
CUCUUUUUUCUGUUUCUUAUUACCUCCUGUUGGUUUCUCUGUUUAUAGGACGAUUACCAUUUAACCCAACCUUCUUCCUCAGAUAUUUCUGGAUAAACAUACCCUUUGCUAAAACACUGUUGAAAGUUUGGCAGGCACUUUAGAUUAAUUAUAUCAGAUAAAAUGUCUUCCCAAAGCAAGAGGAGAGAAAUGGAUGUAAUGAAGUUGAUGAUGAAUGAUUAUGUUGUGGAAACAAUAAAUGAUGUACUCAACGAAUUCAUUGUGGGAUUUCAUGGUCCCAAAGAAAGUCUGUAUGAAGGUGGAGUUUGGAAAAUCCGGGUUGAGCUUCCAGAUGCCUAUCCUUACAAGUCUCCUUCUAUUAGAUUCGUGAAUAAGAUACUUCACCCAAAUGUCGAUGAAACGUCUGGUUCUGUAUGCUUGGAUGUUAUUAACCAGUCGUGGAGUCCAAUGUUCGAUCUUUUAAACAUUUUUGAAGUUUUUCUUCCACAGCUCUUGCUUUAUCCAAACCCAUCACACCCCCUAAACAGGGAUGCAGCAUCAUUGAUGAUGAAAGAUCGAAAACAAUAUGAUCAGAAAGUAAAAGAAUUCUGUGAGCUAUAUGCGAAGAAGGAAAAUAUCAUGAAACCGACAGCUGGCGAGGAGACCGAUGACGAUGAAGAUGUAACCGAAGAGGAAACCUGUUCUAGUGAAGAUGAAAUUGAUGGACGUGCAGGUCCAUAAAAAUGCCUUGGAAGUCCUAAUGAAAACAAAGAUGAAUCCACAUCAUUGCUAUCCGCAGCAUAGAAAGUUAGAAGUGAUAAGUGAUUUUUUAAAACAUUAGGUCCUACAAAAGGACAAUGGACAUAACAACAAUUGGUACAUAAAAUCAGAUACAUUAUUAUUAUUCCUGGUAGAUAAUGUACUGGAAGAUUAUUUUAAUAUAUUUUAUGAGAAAUUUUCUCACCCAUCA